This is a messenger RNA of Eimeria maxima, 3282 nucleotides long. RefSeq lists its product as hypothetical. NCBI's taxonomy places the organism in Eukaryota, Apicomplexa, Conoidasida, Eucoccidiorida, Eimeriidae. The record is from RefSeq and is a predicted model, not a curated record. The transcript has 11 exons. Bases 1 to 3282 code for a protein of 1093 amino acids.
AUGUCAUCGCAGCCCCCAGACAACCGGCCAAUAACAGGCCCUUCCGCCGCUGCUGCCCAAGCGCUAGCAGCACACAACUUGCUAGCCCAGAACCCCCGCAGUGCUUCGCUCCCCUGCCCAACAGCCCGAACUUCACACAAUCGCUUCCCUCCUACCUUUUCUGCACUAGAGGGGCCUCAAGAGGCUCCUAUCGCGACGGAAGAGUCGGAGUUUGUUGACGCCUACGACCCCCUCUCCUCGAUCCUUGAGCAACAAUCAUCUCCUCCUCUCUUGCUGAAGUUGGAUCCGGAAGACGGCAGGGAAGCCGUCGACAGUUGGAAGGAGUGCAAGGAACACGAAGCAGCUCACGUAUGUAGGGCUUCUGAAGCUGUAGGUGGAUAUCUGCCACCGACAUCCAAUGCAAAAGGCAGCUCUUUCUUCGCUUCCCCUGAUGCAGUGGAGCUUGUGAAGAGGGAGCAGCGGGAGGAGAGGAGAGACAGCUCCACAGACGACUCCGCUGCGACGGUAGAAUACUUUGUCAGUAGAAGCAGUUCCUCUAUGCUGCCUGAAGGCGUAUCGGCUGUAGGAGAGGGAAAACUCGUCCAGCUCGAUAGCCCGAGCCUCUGCUCUCCUCUGGACCUCCACGACAUCGCUACCGCCUUCCAACAGACAACUGAUUUGGCUGCAGCCGCCCUCGCCAUGCCAAACCCUCCAGUACCUGCAGGAACAGCGCCAGCAACAGCAGCACCAGCAGCGCCAGCUGCACCAGCACUAGCAUCAACGUCUGGAAGGACAUUACCGACACUGGCCGCUGGUGUAGACGCUCCUGGGAAAAGUUCUGCUGCGGGAGUGGCAACUGCACCCACAGCGCAAUCAGCGGCAACAGGAUCAGGAGCAACUGGGGUAGAUAGAACGGGCUCUCAAACCUGUAUGCUGUGGCCCUUUGAAAGCGGCGUGCGGCCAUGGGACGACGUGAGGCAAGACAUUCGGGAGGCAGCAGAGGCGGUGGGAAGCACUCAGCUGGAAGACCUGCCCAAGAAACGCAUUUGGGUUUUCCACAGGGGUGUAUGCACACCUGUGUCUUGGUACGCGGACACGAGUUCAGAAGACGUGAAGACUGCAGUAUUGUGCGCAUGCGAUGUGUUGGCCGAUGACGUCGGGGGCGUUGAGGCCUGUGGUACAAAUGGGGGGUUUUGUCUCCGCCUCAUUCAGCCUCUGCCAGACCUUGCGGAAGUGGACGAGGAAGGUUUGUUUAGGGAAGUCAAAACCCUGAGCUUUUGCUGCCAGUUGCCUUCUGAAAAGGGGGUUGCCGAGGAGACCGUGCCCAGUGCAACAACCCAGCAGGCCACUGACUGCCCCGAUGCACCUACAGCAGCAGGGGAGACAGAAGCAGACGUACCACCAGAAACAGGAGCAGCAGCAACAGCAUCAGCAACAGCAGCUGAAACGGGGGUGUGCAAGGAGAUGUCUGUGGUUGUGACGUUGGGGCCUCGAGUGUUCGCACGGGACUUUGGAGACCUACGGGACGGGGGCGCCUACAUGUUGGAGCUGCAGGCUGUGGCGUGCCCCGAGCAGCAGCAGCAGCAGCAGGAGCUGCAGCUACUGCGACAACAAGUGGGGGACAAAUGGCGGCGGCUAGCUGUAGAAGUGGAACCUCUUAGCCACAUCGAAGCCCAAAAGGCCGUGCUGCAGAUGCGCAAAGGCACAAAUCUGCUGAAGCACACUCGCUUUGGGCAUCCUCACCUGCGCCAGUUUCAGCUGUCCACUGACCGCCAGCGCCUGCUAUGGUACACCGCAAACAAAGGCAAGAAAGCGUCCGUUGUUAAGUGGCAUGAGCUGGAAGGUUUAGUGUUGGGGCAGAAAUCGGCAAACUUCGAGGCGUACAGGAUUCCUGCGUUGCAGCACCUCAGCUUCUCUCUCGUUUUCAAGCAAGAACAGGGUUUUGCCGAGCUAGCUGCCGCUGCUACGCCUGCUAACGCUGCCGCUGCCGUGGUGCUGCCCCCUGCCUGGCUGGAGAGUGCGCCUAAGACGCUGGAUCUCACCUGUAAAGAUGAAGUGGAAUUCGAUUUCUGGGUAGCGGGCUGCAAAGCCCUCAUCGCUUCUGCCAAAGGCAUCCGACUGUCCAAGCUUCAGCUCCUUUCCCACUCCCGGAGGCUAGCUCUGGAGAGGAGCGAGACCACAGUGCAGCUGACGAAGCUGCCGCAGGUAACGGAACGCGUGGGGCUAAAGGACUGCAUGGACCUGCCGUGGUAUCCCCCUGAGGAGCUGGAGAGGAAAUGCCAGGAGCAACUUCUCCGCGUCGAAGCCGCAGCCGAAGAGUUACGGACGCUUCAUAAAGGCGGGGCUGCUCCCCCUGCCAUGGGUCUGUCGUCCUUUCUGGGCGCGGGCCCUGCGUAUGCAACGGUUCUAGAAGACAGAGUUGCAGAGGAAGAUGAAGAGACGGAGCUUGAACGCGUGCGGGAACUUGUCGAGGAGGUGCAACAGCUCCUCACAUAUCGGCAAGCGCAGGAAGCUGGGCAGCAGCAGAAGGAGCCAGUGGCUGCAACAUCAGGAACCGGAGGAACCCCGAGUUCCAAGGACUUGUACAAAAUUUCUCCUUCGACAACUGCCUGCCCCAGUGGCAACGGUGCCCCAAAGCCGAGCUCGUCAGAAGCUCCCGUUCCCCACACCCCAAACCGGCACCAGGAGCAGCAGCUGCGGGAGCAGCAGCUGCAAGUGCUGGAGCAGGACGGAAGCGUGUUGGCUAUAUCCUCUGCAGGCACUGUGCUACGAGCAGGCGACCUACGUUUGAAAGACAACUUCGAGGAUCCAGCCACCGAAGGACAGCUGGACUUGCAGCAUAUUUCUCUCCACUUGCAGCGCAGUUUCAGCUCCCUGAUCGACACGACGGCACAGGCACAGCAGCGCGUCGCAUCCGCAUUUGCUGCUGCUGCUGCUGCUGCUGCCUCUGCAGUCCUCGGAGAAGAUGCAACAGCAGCACAAACUCGGCGCCCGAAGGAGCAAUUGCCGCCCGACGACGUGGAGCGGCUGCAGGCCAUCAGCCAGUUGCUGUGGCGGGCAGAAGUUGACAUUGAAAACAUUGAAGAUAUGCUCAGCCGUUUGCAGCAGCCGAACGGCUUCGGCCAUAUUGCAGUAUCUGAUGCUCUCUCUAGCUUCAACGAACUCCUGGCAGGGCAAGUUCGCUCUUGGGGAGGGCAGCUGUCAUCUCUGCUGGAUGGCGUGCUUAGCAGCGGCGCCCUCCCCCAGGCGGGCAGAACCGCCUCUGUCUCAUCCGACUACAGUCUCGACACCGAAUUUAACUAA